Acipenser ruthenus (sterlet) is the source of this 1825-nucleotide messenger RNA. RefSeq names its product TNF receptor-associated factor 2. Gene Ontology annotation, biological process: positive regulation of JNK cascade; positive regulation of canonical NF-kappaB signal transduction; tumor necrosis factor-mediated signaling pathway. The record is from RefSeq and is a predicted model, not a curated record. Bases 153 to 1811 code for a protein of 552 amino acids. Gene Ontology annotation, molecular function: zinc ion binding; ubiquitin protein ligase binding; tumor necrosis factor receptor binding. Gene Ontology annotation, cellular component: cytoplasmic side of plasma membrane; plasma membrane signaling receptor complex. The transcript is spliced from 11 exons. Lineage: Eukaryota; Metazoa; Chordata; Actinopteri; Acipenseriformes; Acipenseridae.
AAUCCAUCUAAUGGAUUGUUUUAUGUUUCAUUUAUCUCAGGUAUUUGUUGGAAAGCGGAAAGAGAGGUUCCGUUUUAAACCCGAUCAAAAGCAUCUGGCUGAGUGCUUCUGAGAGCCUUACUGACCGGAAGACCACAAGUUGAUGGAAUACGAUGGCAAAAAACUCCCUAGAAUCCAGUUUACCGGGUUUCAUUCUAACAAUUCUUGGGACGAGCUUGGAACCAAAGUAUCUGUGCCGGGAAUGCUGUCGUAUUUUAAGAAAACCUGUUCAGGCUCAGUGUGGCCAUCGCUUCUGCUGGUUCUGCUAUAACAACAUCACAAGCUCCGGCCCCCAGAGGUGCGCAGCCUGCCAACAGGAAGGGAUCUUCGAAGAGCCAGCGUCUAUUUUAGACACAAAUUCUGCUUUUCCAGAUAAUGCCGCUCGCAGGGAGAUUGAAAAUUUACCUGCAGUUUGCAACAACGAGGGCUGUUCAUGGAAAGGAUCCAUUAAAGAGUAUGAGACCAGCCAUGAGGGGAAGUGCGAGCGCUCGCUGGUUCAGUGCCAGGCCUGCCAGGAGAUGAUCCAGCUCAGUGAGAAGGAGCAGCACAGCGAGCGAGAGUGCCCAGAGAGGAACCUCAACUGCAGGUACUGCAAACUGAGCUUCAGCUUCAAGCACAUCAAGGCUCAUGAUGAAAUCUGUCAGAAAUUUCCACUGCAAUGCGAAGGAUGUGGAAAGAAGAAAAUCCUACGAGAAAAGUUUGCAGAUCAUGCAAGAUCCUGCAGCAAAUAUAAAAGCUCGUGCAGAUUCAGUGCCGUGGGAUGCAAUGUCAUUGUGGAGAAUGAGAAGAUGCUGCAUCACGAGCAGGGCAGCAUGGCGGAGCACCUGCGCAUGCUGCUGGCUGCAGUGCAGAGCCUGCGAGAGAGGGAGGGGCAGCCACGCAGCCUGCAGGUGCCCCACAGCAAGGCGCAGGAGCUGGGCAGCUCAAUCCGAGAGCUGGAGCAGCGGCUGGGCAGCCUGGGGCUGUACUGCUCCGCGGAGGAGGAGGAAGAGGAGGGAGGCGCCGCGGCCACUCUCCUCUCCCUCGCUGACAGACAGCUCAACGGGUACAGCGGCAAGGCCCAGGCCCUCCCCAAGCUGUGCGAGGCGCUGGCGCGGAAACUCUCCACCUUCGAGAACAUCGUGUGCGUUCUGAACCGCGAGGUGGAGAAGAGCUCACUGACGCUGGAGGCCUACAGCCAGCAGCAUCGCCUGGACCAGGAGAGCAUGGACUCCCUCACACACAAGGUCCGGCAGAUGGAGCGCUCUCUGGCGAUGAAGGACCUCGCCAUAGCCGAGCUGGAGCAGAAGUUCAAGGAGCAGGAGUUCAGCACGUACGACGGGAUCUUCAUCUGGAAGAUCGGGGACUUCACCCGGAAACGGCAGGAUGCCAGGGAGGGGCGCACCCCGGCCAUGUUCUCCCCAGGGUUCUACACCAGUAAGUACGGGUACAAGAUGUGCAUGCGUCUGUACCUGAACGGAGACGGGACGGGGCGCGGGACGCACCUCUCUCUCUUCUUCGUCGUGAUGAAAGGCAACAGCGACGCCUUGCUCAAGUGGCCCUUCAACCAGAAGGUCACUCUGAUGCUGCUGGACCAGAAUAACCGGGAGCACGUCAUCGACGCCUUCCGCCCCGACGUCACCUCCUCCUCCUUCCAGCGGCCGGUCAGCGAGAUGAACAUCGCCAGCGGCUGCCCGCUCUUCUGCCCGCUCGCCAAGCUGGAGGGCAAGAGCUCGUACCUGCGAGACGACACCAUCUUCAUCAAAGCCAUCGUCGACCUGACCGGGCUGUGAGCGGGGGGCGGGGA